Sinocyclocheilus anshuiensis is the source of this 4894-nucleotide messenger RNA. Its product is annotated as C-Jun-amino-terminal kinase-interacting protein 4. Bases 285 to 4007 code for a protein of 1240 amino acids. Gene Ontology annotation, cellular component: cytoplasm. Gene Ontology annotation, molecular function: kinesin binding; MAP kinase scaffold activity; JUN kinase binding. The record is from RefSeq and is a predicted model, not a curated record. The transcript is spliced from 29 exons. NCBI's taxonomy places the organism in Eukaryota, Metazoa, Chordata, Actinopteri, Cypriniformes, Cyprinidae. Gene Ontology annotation, biological process: vesicle-mediated transport.
UGGCAACCCUGCGCUCAGGUCCACUAGUCGCGUCUCCCGUCGGGACUGUACUUAACCACUGCUGUUUAGUGCAGAUUAUCCGGUUAAACAACUGUCCCCGAGGGACCGGGACCGGUUAGCUCGGCAACGGAGCAGGUUUAGUCUCUCUCGGUGUUGGAGCGGUUUCCUAAAAGUUCCUCGUGAAUGUAAGUCGAACAGCAGACGUCGCGAAGUAAACAGAGCUCACGCCGUUAGCGUCUUAAAGUAGCGGACGGAGCUCGGAAAACAUCACCAAACGAGGAGAAAUGGAGUUGGAGGACCCGGGCUCUUCAGCGAUGAUGUCCGAGCGGGUGUCCGGCUUGGCGAGCUCCAUCUACCGCGAGUUCGAGCGGAUGAUCGGCAGAUACGACGAGGACGUGGUGAAGGAGCUCAUGCCGCUGGUCGUGGCGGUGCUGGAGAACCUGGACUCGGUGUUCGCGGAGAACCAGGAGCAGGAGGUGGAGCUGGAGCUGCUGAAGGAGGACAACGAGCAGCUCGUCACCCAGUACGAGCGGGAGAAAGCGCUGAGGAAGAGCAAAGAGGAGAGAUAUAUUGAGUAUGAGGACUCUCAAGAGCAGGAUAAGAAAGAUCUUCAGAACCGUGUGCAGAUGCUGGAGGCUCAAACCAGACAGAUGGAGCUCAAGACCAAGAACUACGCAGACCAGAUUGGAAGAUUAGAGGAGCGUGAAGCCGAGCUGAAGAAAGAGUACAAUGCUCUCCAUCAGAGACACACAAAGAUGAUCCACAGUUACAUUGAGCACUUGGAACGUAGCAAAUACCAGCAGAUGACGGGAGAGACCACAGACACUGCGAGUCAGAGCAGAAUUAGGAAGGAGUGCCCCGUCUCUCUGGGUAUCUUUUCAUUGCCGGGAAGUGAUGUAAUGAGCCCUGAUCUGCACAGAGAAGCUGUGGAGACUCCAGGAACGGACACAUGGAGAUAUAACAAUCUCAGCCACCCUCGCUCCAACACCAGCCUCAAGGAUGAGCUUUCUGGUGCCGGUAGAAGAGAGUCCAAAUCCAGCACAGCCAUGUCUGCAUCGGUGGACACGCCGCAGGGUUUGAGCAGAAACCUGGACUCCAGGAGAGCUAAACCAGACAGCAGGAAGAACAUCGCUGUGGCAUCAGAGACGCCGUCUACAGGAGCUGAUCCAAGUGAGAAUGCAGAGCGAUCGGAGGUCCAGGCGAUCAUUGAGUCCACACCAGAGCUGGACAUGAACCUCAGCGGAUGCAAAGGCUCCAGCACUCCCACUAAAGGCUUGGAGAACAUGGCCUUCGACCGUAACACUGACUCUCUCUUUGAGGAGCUCUCGUCAGCAGGAACCGAUCUCAUAGCAGACGUGGAUGAAGGUGCAGAUCUGCUGGGUAUGGGUCGUGAAGUCGAACACCUGAUACAUGAGAACACGCAGCUGCUGGAGACAAAGAACGCUCUGAAUGUGGUGAAGAACGACCUGAUCGCUCGUGUGGAUGAGCUGGUGUGUGAGAAGGACGUUCUUCAGGGCGAGCUGGAGGUCCUGAAACAGGCCAAAGACAGACUGGAGGAGAGGAACAAAGAGCUGGAGGAGGAGCUCAAGAAAGUCCGAGCUGAGCUGGAGGAAGCCAAACUGAAGACUAAAGAGGACGAUGAUAGCGGAGUGCCGACGGCCCAGCGCAAGCGCUUCACGCGGGUGGAGAUGGCCCGAGUCCUGAUGGAGAGAAACCAGUAUAAAGAGAGGCUGAUGGAGCUGCAGGAGGCCGUCAGGUGGACGGAGAUGAUACGAGCGUCGAGAGAGAAUCCAGCCUUGACUGAGAAGAAAAAGUCCAGUGUCUGGCAGUUUUUCAGCAGGCUCUUCAGCUCUUCGUCCAGCACCACAGCCCAAAAACCAGACGCAGCGGUUAACAUGAAGUACAACGCACCCAGGUCACACAUCGUACCCUCGGUGAAGAAGAGGAGCAGCACGCUCGCUCAGCUGCCUAGUGACAAAUCCAGAGCCUUUGACUUCCUCAAUGAGGAGGCUGAGGUGGAGAAUGUAGUGUCUCGUAGAGAGCAGAAGAGAGCUCAGUACAGGCAGGUGAAGGCUCAUGUGCAGAAAGAGGACAGCCGCAUGCAGGCGUACGGAUGGAGUUUACCUCCAAAAUACAAGGUUGCAAAUGGUGGACAAGCAGAUAGUAAAAUAAGAAAUCUUCCAGUGCCCGUCUACAUGCGACCGUUAGAUGAGAAAGAUGCUUCCAUGAAGCUGUGGUGCGCUGCAGGAGUCAAUCUGUCCGGUGGAAAGACACGAGACGGAGGCUCCAUCGUGGGAGCGAGUGUGUUUUAUAAAGAUGUGUCUGGAGGAGAGAGCGGCCCCAGGAAGAAGAGAGGAUCUCGGAGCAGUCUGGAGCGACUGGAGCAGGAACUCAAGGAGCAGCAGAAGGAGCUGCAGCACCAGGAUGAUCUCUCCAGUCUGGUGUGGAUCUGCACCACCACACACACCUCCUCUAAAGUCAUCGUCAUCAACGCUAACCAGCCCGGAAACAUCCUGGAGAGCUUCUUCGUCUGUAGCUCUCACGUGCUGUGCAUCGCCAGCGUUCCCGGCGCUCGUGAAACAGACUAUCCCUCCGGAGAGGAGCUGAGCGCAGACGCUGAGGCCGAAGGGGCUUCUGAAGUCAGCUCCACAGGCUCUGACGGAGGUCUGGAUGGCAUCACUGUCAUGGGCUGCUCUGCAGAAGGACUCGUGGCCAUCCCUCAAACCGUCUGCAACAACUCCAUAGAGUCCUCAGACACCGACGAGGUAGCAGCAGCAGAAGAAGCUCUGGAGGCCACGGAGAGCCACAGCAACACACCUGCGGAUGAGAGUCGGCCCGGGAUCUACACCGAACACGUGUUCACUGACACGCCAUCCAGCUACACGCAGAGGGAGUGUGAUCUGGUGAACGACGGCGUCAGCUCGAUGCCCGAGGAGCAGGAUCUCGUGAGAGAUGAAGCCUGCAAGAUGAGCAGCGUUCUGCCUACAAUGUGGCUCGGGGCUCAGAACGGCUGUGUGUACGUGCAUUCAUCGGUCGCACAGUGGAGGAAGUGCCUUCACUCCAUCAAGUUAAAGGAUUCUGUUCUGGGGAUUGUUCAUGUGAAAGGACGUGUUCUGGUAGCUUUGUCUGAUGGCACGCUUGCAAUCUUCCACAGAGCUGUUGAUGGCCAGUGGGAUCUGACCAACUUCCACCUGUUAGAUCUGGGCCGUCCGCACCACUCCAUCCACUGCAUGACUGUAGUGCAUGACCAGGUCUGGUGUGGAUACAGGAACAAGAUCUUUGUGGUGCAACCCAAAGCCAUGAAGAUCGAGAAAUCCUUCGAUGCUCAUCCGCGUAAGGAGAGUCAGGUGAGGCAGCUGGCGUGGGAUGGAGAUGGGAUCUGGGUGUCGAUUCGUCUGGACUCCACCCUCAGACUGUUCCACGCUCACACACACCAGCACCUGCAGGACAUCGACAUCGAGCCGUACGUCAGCAAGAUGCUGGGCAGCGGUAAGCUGGGCUUCUCUUUCGUGCGGAUCACCGCUCUGAUGGUCUCAUGCAGCCGUCUGUGGGUGGGAACCGGGAACGGCGUCAUCAUCUCCAUCCCUCUCUCUGAGAAAAGUAAAGAUGCAGUGGCGGCGGGGUCCAAUCAUCCAGGCGGUGCGAUCCGCGUCUACGGUGAUGAGAGCGGUGAUAAAGUCACGGCGGGAACCUCUGUGCCCUUCUGCUCCAUGGCUCACGCCCAGCUGUGCUUCCACGGACACAGAGACGCCGUCAAGUUCUUCGCCGCAGUCCCAGGGCAGGUGAUUGCAUCUGCGUGGUCAGGGGUCGAGGCGUCCGAUUCGCCGGAGCUGGUGAAGUCUGUGCUGGUCAUGAGCGGAGGAGAGGGUUACAUUGACUUCAGGAUGGGAGAUGAAGGAGGAGACACAGAAAACAUCAACGAGCCCACUCUCAACCUGCAGCCCCUGCUGGCCAAAGCUGAACGCAGUCACCUCAUCGUGUGGCAGGUUAUGACCGGCGAGGAGUGACGUUGCUCCAGACGCGCUUUGGACCUUUUUCAGGCGCUUCUGCUUUAUUUAAGACGUUUCAAGCACUGGCUUAUAGCAUUUCUACCAUGCAAAUCACCAAAGAAUGACGUAUUCAGACUGUUAGUUUGCGCUUUCACUAUGAAUUGCGCUUUUGCCCUUCAUCUUUGGUAAGUGUUUCCUUCACGCAGAUUGCAAAUAAUGGGCGGUCCGUAUUUUUUGGGUGAAAGCACAACGGGAUGAUGCACAGUGCACUACAUCUUAGCUAGAAGAGCUUUUGUGUUUGUUCGUGGGAUGUUUUCACCAAUAAGUGCUUUUUCAAUUCUUAAAUCAUCCACUUUUUUCAUAUGAAUGUCGCACGGUUACCAAAGGAUAGAGAAAUCAUUUAAUAGCUUCAUUGAUGGAUUCUAGAUCACUUUGUGUCACGCAGAUCCACGUCACGUUUUGCUCGUUCGCCUAUUUUUUAACACUCUUGCAGUUUUCGCAGGAAAGUAGUGCGUAGAGACAAACGUGUAUUUUUAUGACUCUUUUGUACAUGUCUUUUAGACUCUAAUGUAGAGCAUCUAGAGCUGCUUCGUGUGCAGGAGAGUAGAAACAACCUCCUGUCGCAAACUAAACUUUGCAGUAUUUAUUUCUAUGAACGAGCCUUUGCAGUUCAGAAUGUAACUUUGUACAUUGAAUAUAAAUAUAUACAAAAUACAGAUAUGUAUAUGAAAUGUAUGACUGCUUGGAUUUGAGUUUUUUUGAUAAUGUAAAUCAGGUUGAUUGAUUGAUCGUGGGCGGAUCAAAAUAACGGACUACAGAAAUGUAAAAAAAUCACUGAGCUAUGCACUAUUUUUAAAGGACAGUGUGUGAGUGUGUGUGAGUGUGUGUGUGUGUGUGUGUCUAAU